AUGGACGACCAGUUGAAGGCAGCCAAGCAAUUCGCUGAAUUCGGUCCGCUGCGCUCCCAUGAUCAUCUCCAUUCAAGCGCCUGGGAGGGCAAUGAGUUCCCCACUCCGAUUGAGGAUUUGCCGGGGCUGUUCUACGUUUUGACCACCUACAUCAGCUACCUGAUCCUGAUCAUGACCGGGCACUUGCGCGACUUUUUCGGCAAGAUGUUCCGCAAGGAACAUUACAAGCAUCUUCUGGAGCAGGAUGGAUACGCCCCGCUCAACAGCGAUUUCGAAGAGUUCUACGUGCGCCGAUUGAAAACACGCAUCAAUGACUGCUUUUCACGGCCUACGACCGGUGUUCCUGGCCGAUUCAUUACCCUCCUCGAGCGAAAGUCAAACGACAACAACCAAAGCUUCCGGUUCACGGGAAAGACCAUCGAGACGCUCAAUAUGUCUUCGUACAAUUACUUAGGGUUCGCUCAGUCCGAAGGUCCGGUUGCGGACGCGGUUGAGACGUCCAUUCGCCAAAAGGGCAUCAGUCUCACCAGCUCUCGGGCCGACGCCGGUACCUCCGACCUCCAUAUUGAAGUCGAAGAUCUCGUGGCCAAAUUCGUCGGCAAGCCUGCCGCCAUCGUCUUCAGCAUGGGCUUCGUAACGAAUUCGACCGGGUUCCCUUCCUUGGUUGGCAAAGGCGAUUUGAUCAUCUCCGAUGAACUCAACCACUCCUCGAUUCGCAACGGAGCCCGUCUAUCCGGCGCGAUGAUCACCUCCUUCGCUCACAACGACAUGGAAGACCUGGAGCGGAUCCUCCGGGAACAUAUCUCGCAAGGCCAGCCCCGAACGCAUCGCCCAUGGAAGAAGAUCUUGGUAGCCGUGGAAGGCCUGUACAGCAUGGAGGGAACCAUGUGCAACCUUCCGGGUCUGGUCGCGCUCAAGAAGAAGUACAAGUACAACCUCUUCGUCGACGAGGCCCAUUCCAUCGGCGGACUUGGCCCGCAAGGCCGCGGAGUAUGCGAUUACUUCGGUAUCGACCCCGCCGAUGUUGACAUCCUGAUGGGGACCCUGACCAAAUCAUUCGGUGCUAAUGGCGGUUACCUCGCUGCCGAUGAAGCCAUCAUUCGGAAACUCCGCUGCAUGAACGCCGCCUCCCUCUUCGCUGAGUCACCCACUCCCCCAGUGUUGGUACAAAUUGCCGCCGCUCUCAAGAUGAUCUCCGGCGAGAUCCACCAAGGCGAAGGCCGCGAGCGACUCCAGCGCCUCGCCUUCAACUCCCGCUACCUCCGCCUAGGCCUCAAGCGCCUCGGCUUCAUCGUUUAUGGCCACGAUGAUAGCCCCAUCAUCCCCAUCAUGUUGUACCACCCGGCCAAAAUGCCCGCCUUCAGCCGCGAGAUGCUCAAACGCAAGAUCUCCGUCGUCGUCGUCGGCUACCCGGCCACCCCGCUCAUCAGCUCGCGCGCCCGCUUCUGCGUGUCCGCCGCCCACACCAAGGAGGACCUCGACCUCAUGCUCCGCGCCUGCGACGAGAUCGGCGACAUCCUGCAGCUGAAGAUCAGCUCCGGCAUCUCCGGGGGGGCGUACCCCGAGGACGAACAGGUCGAGGACAUCGAUCCGAAGACCGGGGCGCUAUUGAAGAGCAUCAUUAAGGCGCCCCGGUGGCAGCUGGACGACGUGCUGCUGCGCGGUGUGGAGGACACCAAGCUGCCUCUACGGUAA
Molecule: messenger RNA, 1695 nt
Organism: Eremomyces bilateralis CBS 781.70
Lineage: Eukaryota; Fungi; Ascomycota; Dothideomycetes; Eremomycetales; Eremomycetaceae
Product: serine palmitoyltransferase
Exons: 1
Coding region: 1-1695 (564 amino acids)
Biological process (GO): ceramide biosynthetic process; sphingosine biosynthetic process
Cellular component (GO): serine palmitoyltransferase complex
Molecular function (GO): serine C-palmitoyltransferase activity; pyridoxal phosphate binding
Source: RefSeq, a predicted model, not a curated record